Drosophila hydei is the source of this 911-nucleotide messenger RNA. It is a transcript of the gene kappaB-Ras, whose product is annotated as NF-kappa-B inhibitor-interacting Ras-like protein. The coding region runs from base 87 to 716 and encodes 209 amino acids. NCBI's taxonomy places the organism in Eukaryota, Metazoa, Arthropoda, Insecta, Diptera, Drosophilidae. The transcript is spliced from 2 exons. Gene Ontology annotation, molecular function: GTPase activity; GTP binding. The record is from RefSeq and is a predicted model, not a curated record. Gene Ontology annotation, biological process: canonical NF-kappaB signal transduction.
UGAGAAAGAUGGCAACGCCUCGUUAAUGGUGAGAAAGUGUAGGUACACUUGUUUAUUUGUUUAUUUAUUUGUUUUAAUUUGUAAAAAUGCUUAAUGCUAAAAUUGGGAAAGUUGGCAAAGUGCUGGUGUGUGGCAUGAAAAAUGUCGGAAAAACAGCACUCAUCGAGCAAUUGGUGUAUGGAAAUAUUAACACCGAAACAGAACUGCAUCCAACGAUCGAGGAUAUAUAUGUCGCAAGCGUAGACACAGGACGUGGUGGUGCUCGGGAAACCCUGCGAAUCUACGAUACGGCCGGAUUACAAGGCGAACAAGCGGCUCAGCUGCCGCGUCACUAUUUGCAAUUUCCAGAUGCCUUUGUGUUAGUUUAUGAUCCGACUGAUCCACGUAGCUUAGAUAUGUUGGCGGACAUCAAGACCGAUAUAGACAAGCACAAAGAGAAGAAAGAGGUGCCUGUGAUUGUCUUGGCCAAUGUUCGCGCUCGCAGCAAAAAGGAUACGCCUCCUGCUACACCAAUUCCUGUGGAAUCGAUAAUGGACCGAGCUAAUAAUUGGUGUCAACGAGAACGUAUUAAGCAUUACACUGUCAAUGUUAUGGAACGUCCGUCACUAUACGAACCCUUCACAAUGCUAUGUGCCCGUCUACAUCCACCACAGACGAAGAGCACCUUUCCGCAGCUUCGCCAGGUGAUGCAGAAUCGUCAGAAAAGCGAAGUCUAACUCGUGCAAUUAGAUAUAAAAUAAAAAUCAUAACUCUAGUAUAGAACCGACGAAGAAAAUGACUAAUGCGAAAAUGUUCAAGUAUUAAUCACCCCAUUUAAUUUAUUACUCUUAAUGUGCUGGCCAAUAAUGAGGCCCAUGCAAAUGUAUAAAAUAUUCUUAGUAUAGAUUAAAAAAGAAUGUACGAACUAUCAA